This is a messenger RNA of Labrus bergylta (ballan wrasse), 1588 nucleotides long. RefSeq names its product pleiomorphic adenoma gene 1 (gene plag1). Gene Ontology annotation, biological process: regulation of transcription by RNA polymerase II. Gene Ontology annotation, cellular component: nucleus. Lineage: Eukaryota; Metazoa; Chordata; Actinopteri; Labriformes; Labridae. Gene Ontology annotation, molecular function: DNA-binding transcription factor activity, RNA polymerase II-specific; sequence-specific DNA binding. The record is from RefSeq and is a predicted model, not a curated record.
AGUGUUGAGAACAGAAAACUGGAUAGAAUAAUUGCAACAGUACUGGUUGGGCACUGGGCCUUUGUCCAUGUAGCUGGUCUGCCUUAGAGUGCCAUGGCCACGGGAACCCAGGACCAUCGUGACCACGUCCUGGAGAAAGCCAAGCUUGUGCCACCCAUGGGGAGGCGCAAGAGAACAGAGGGAAAGCCGAAGAAGAAUUUCUCCUGCCAGGAGUGUCAGAAAGCCUUUAACAGUCUGGAAAAGUUGAAGGUGCAUUCGUACUCUCACACAGGAGAAAGACCCUACCGCUGCUCCCACCCCGACUGCACCAAGGCUUUUGUCUCCAAAUACAAGCUGCUACGGCAUAUGGCAACUCACUCGCCAGAAAAAACCCACAAGUGUUCAUACUGUGAGAAAAUGUUCCACCGCAAGGAUCACUUAAAGAAUCACCUACACACUCAUGACCCGUAUAAGGAGGCAUUCACCUGUCAGGAGUGUGGCAAGAGCUACAACACCAAGCUGGGCUUCAAACGCCACCUCGCCCUCCAUGCUGCCAACAGUGGAGACCUUACCUGCCAAGUGUGCCUGCAAGCGUUCCCAAGCACCGGCGUUCUACUGGAACACCUCAAAACACACGCUGGUAAAUCAUCUGGUGGGACCAAAGAGAAAAAGCAUCGCUGUGAGCAUUGUGAGCGGCGAUUUUACACCCGUAAAGAUGUGCGACGCCACAUGGUGGUGCACACUGGUCGCAAGGACUUCCUUUGUCAGUACUGUGCCCAGCGCUUCGGAAGGAAGGACCAUCUGACUCGUCAUGUCAAAAAGAGCCACGCCAAGGAGCUGCUAAGGGUAAAAACUGAGCCAGCUGAUUCGCUGGAGCCCGUUGUUUAUGACUUGGUAUCUGGGGGCAUCAAGGAUGAGCUCCCAGGGAUGGUGAUGUCCAGGCCACAUCAGCUCAACAUGUACACAGGCCCCGUCCUGGACACAGAGUCCUUCCCCACCUCAACACACCCUUUUCCUUUAAAGUAUGCGCUGGGCUCCAACUUUACCUCAUACACCUUCUCCUCACAGGAGCGGGAGCAGAAUCUAAAGGGAGAACUGGAGACCUACCUGAUGGAGCUGCAGAGCAGCAUGCCCUCCUCAUCCUCUGCAGCACAAGAGCCCCAACUCUCCUCCAAACUUGAGUUAGAUACUCAAGUGGGUGUACUAGAGCAGGCAAGCCAGGAGGUAUCCCUGUCCAAAAUAUCCACUUCAGUGGCAGCAGCCACUGCAGGAGACUCUCUGGCUUCGUCCUCCUCUCUGAUGGACUUCUCACAGCUUUUUAACUUUCUGCCGCUCAACGGGCCUCCAUACAACGCAGCAGGGGGGCAAGGUGUCACCUAUACACCCAGUGAAGAAUCCACACCCCUGGUCCAGCUGCCGCCCCAGCCCCCUGAAGGGAUCGAGACUGCAGAGGGUUCUCUUCAAGGACUCCCCUCCUCUUUCAUAUCCAACCUGAGCACACCUACCACACUGCCCCGCUUCCAUCAAGCUUUUCAGUGAUCCAGUAUGUACUGCACAAGGCACACAUGCACUCACACAUACACAGAGACAACAUACAAAACACAAUCAA